This is a messenger RNA of Podarcis lilfordi (Lilford's wall lizard), 11641 nucleotides long. The record is from the annotation of a GenBank genome assembly. Lineage: Eukaryota; Metazoa; Chordata; Lepidosauria; Squamata; Lacertidae.
GCUUCCCUCCUUCCAUCUUCGCCGAGCAGCCGCCGCCGCCAUGGCCGCCCGCUGCCUGCUCCGCGCCCUGCCGCUCCUGGCCGCCCUGUGGCAGGGAGUCGCGCGGGGGAACCAGGAGCUGCGCCCCCCGCCCGCCAGGAUAGGUAGGGAGCGGCGGAGGGGGGGCGGCUGGGGCCGGAGGAAAGAAAGGGGCGGCGGGGGGGGGCGGGGAAGGGGACCCUCUGCCACCUCGUUACCAGGUGCUUACUAGGCAAGGUGCUUAAGGGCAAAGACGCAAACACACACAUCUUUGCAAUUGCACCUGCGCGCACACUCGUGCAUUGAGGCAAAGGUGCCUUGGAGCAUGUGCAGAGCGCUCAGCUUCCAGAGUGUUACAGGCGUAAGAGGGGAAAGGCGCUCUGCAACUUGCCUUUAUGAUCUUGAUUGCAAUAGCCUUUGUUUUUGAAGUUGGGGUUCCCCACACGGAUGUUGACAAAGAUGAGAUAUAACAGAGUCGUCCCUUCAUUUCAAAGGGGGCUGGCUCCCUGGCCACACAUUCGUCCUUGGAGGUGGAUCUGCUUUCAGGAACACCCAACUAAGUUUGGAAACUGAGUUUGAGAUCCUCAGAUCUUGCGGAGAACUUCAGGCGGAUGCAAAUUCUCAGCCCUGUGCCCCAUUGUGAUAGGAAAAGCUCUGUGGGGUGAAUUUUCACAUCCAUGCAAAUCACAGGACAUUCAGCACGCAUCGCUUCAGCAUCUCAUUAAUGCAGACAAAAUGCCACCUUUAAAAUUCUAGUUUCCUUACUAGGAGACCAUGGGCAAAAAGGGGAGGCCUUUUUACUGGGCCAUGGCAACCAGCAGAAAAUAGGGAAAUGGGUUUUUCUUGCCACCCCUCCUCCUGAGCCUGGCAUCAUGUACUUGGGAGUUCACCCUUUGAGGAAACUCAAUUCCCAAUAACCGUGAGCUGCUACAUGUGCUUGUGCAGACAUGCAUUUCACAUGAAACUUCAGUUACGGUAGGUGUAAAGUUAAAAAUUGUAUUGAAGCAAAUAAUGCUUUGCUACACAAAGUUCCGCCAGCCCUAUUGGGACAUGACUUUCUGUGCGCCAUUGACUCAUGGGCUUGUGAAACAUGUGCUGACCCUAACUGGAAACCCACAUGUGGCUCUUUGAAACAAGCUAGUCCAGUUUUUCCUUUAGAAAAUGCUUACACCAAACUGCUUACACCAGUUGGACAACUUAUAUGGGAGAAAGACCUGCACGUGCAAAUAAAGGAUUCUAAAUGCUAUGUACCAUAAUAAUAAUAAUAAUAAUAAUAAUAAUAAUAAUUUGUUGCCACUCUGGGCAACUUCCAACAAAAUUUUAAAAUGCAAUAGUCCGUCAAACAUUAAAAGCUUCCCUAAACAGGGCUGUCUUUAGAGGUCUUCUAAAAGUCUGGUUUUUCGCUUUGACAUCUGGUGGGCGGGUGCCACUACCGAGAAGGCCCUCUGCCUGGUUCCCUGUAACUUGGCUUCUCGCAGUGAGGGAACCGCCAGAAGGCCCUCAGCGCUGGACCUCAGUGUCCGGGGAGAACGAUGGGGAAGUUUUUAAAGUUUAAUGUUUUAUCAUGUUUUUAAUAUUCUGUUGGGAGCCGCCCAGAGUGACUGAGGAAACCCAGCCAGAUGGGCAGGGUAUAAAUAAUAAAUUAUUAUUAUUAUUAUUAUUACUCUCAGGAACUCCUGGGACAUACCUUUAUGGUAGAUUGGUGAUGCUCUUAAAUGGCAUGCAAGUUUUUCACAGUGAUCGCACAGUGCCCUUGGCAUUAAAAUGCCAGUCUGCACCCCUCCCCCUGCUAUUUAAUCUAGAUCUACUUUUUCCUUGAAAUAUCCAGUAAGUUUUUUAAACAAACAAACUGUUGUCAGAGACCUUUUAAUCUAUUCCGGAGGUCCGUUUGUAAACCAAAACAGGUUGUAACCCAAGGAGCACUUUCGCCAAUGGGGCCUUCAAAAAAAAUUUGUUCGUAAUCCAAAAAAAAAAAAGGGUUGUAAUCCAAAAAAAGUUCGCAAACCGGGACACGCAUGUCCGGGUUUGACGUAUUUGUAAUCCAAAAUAUAUGCAAACCAGACUGUUCGCAAACCAAGGUACCACUGUAUUAAACCUCUGCCUGGACUUCCAUUGCUCAUUACAGUUUACAGUGGUACCUCGGGUUACAUACGCUUCAGGUUACAGACUCCGCUAACCCAGAAAUAGUACCUCGGGUUAAGAACUUUGCUUAAGGAUGAGAACAGAAAUCGUGCUCCGGCAGCGCGGCAGCAGCAGGAGGCCCCAUUAGCUAAAGUGGUGCUUCAGGUUAAGAACAGUUUCAGGUUAAGAACGGACCUCCGGAACGAAUUAAGUACUUAACCCGAGGUACCACUGUAUUUAAGUGGUUCAAAACUCUUUCAGGCCACUGUGCCCUUGCUUCCAAAAACACAUCCCUUGGGCCUGAUCCAGCAGGGUCUUCUGAUGUUCUUAUAGAAUUACAGAAUUGUAGAGGAGGAAGGGACCCCGAGGGUCAUCUAGUCCAGCCCAGUGCAAUGCAGGAAUCUCGACUGAAGCAUCCAUGACAGAUGGCCCUCCAACCUCUGCAUAAAAAGCUCCCAGGAAAGAGAGUCCACCGCCUUCCGAGGGAAUCUUAUGCAGGUUACCUUAUUCUGAGUUCUGUUGAAAGGAAUUAAAUACAGGAAAAUUAACUUAAUUCCAGGUGUGAUUGGAGCUGGCGUCGGGGGCACAUCUGCAGCCUAUUUCCUGCGCCAGAAGUUUGGUAAAGACAUCCAGAUUGAUAUCUUUGAGAGAGGAGAAGUUGGAGGCCGUGCAGCUACUAUCAAUUUGGAAGGGAAAUCCUACGAAGCAGGAGGAUCCGUCAUCCACCCCCUUAACCUGCACAUGAAACAUUUUGUGAAAGAGCUAGGUAUGGACACCUUAUUUUCCCUAGGAGCAGGUUUCAUCCCUGCUCCUUUGUUCUUAUGCCAGUGGAAACUGUUUUGGUUCCAUUUCACACCAAUGAAAAGGCUACAGUGCAGCCUUCUCUGCCCACCAGAUGUGUUGGAUUACAAUUCCUAUCCACUCCAGCCAGUUAUAGUCUAAAACAUCUGGAGGGCCCAAUGUCUGGGAAGGUUGCUAUAAUUAAUUUGGAGGAAAUGGGAGGGGCAUUUUCUUUCUGGGGGUGCCGUGGUGCAAAGAUCCCUCCUGCGCCCCUCCCUUCCCAGAGUUGACCUUUUUUUAGGGCUGGAGGAGGCGGGCAGCGGCUGGAGGGUGGCUUCUCUGGCAGGGAAGAGGCAGAGGCUGGAUGCGGCGCCUCCUGGCUCAACUGGACGCCUUGUGCUGUGAUGGCCACAGCAGGCAGCACACCGAGCGAGCUGGCCUGCGCUGAGCAAGCGAGGGUGCAUGCGCCGCUCCCGCCAAGCAUUGGCUCUGUUUUUUCCCUUUUAGCCUUCUGGCGCCCCGCAGAAUUUGGCGCCUGAAGGCUAAAAGGGAAGAAACAGAGCCGACGCUUGGCGGGAGUGGCGCACGCACCCUUGCUCACUCAGCGCACUCAUUUGGUGUUCCCCUGACUCUCGCCUAGCACCAUCCAGAACUUUGCACUCUGGGACCCUGCGCCACUAGCCUUAAUGGGUAAGAUGGGGCUGUGCUUCUGUGUGUGACAAGUCUGGGUAUCUCUGCUUUACUUCCUCUCAAAAUGUAAGCUGUAAGCCACAGUCACAAGAAUAAGAUGGGUACAUCUCAGGUGUCAAAAGCCAAGGUAAAGAGGUGUGUCUUCCACACUUGCCAGAAGCUUCUCUCCACCACAGAAAAGGCCCUUUCCUGGACUGCAUCCCCCUAUGCCAUUCUUAGCACCCAAGUGUGUCAGUAGAGAAGGAGACAGUCUUUCAUGUAUCUGGGGUUGUUUAGUGAGUAGUUUAGGGCUUUAAAUACUCAUGUGAGCACCUUGAUUUAGGCUCGGAAAUAAACCAACAACAAGUGCUGUUGUUUUAAAACACUGGUUUUAUGAGAUCUGAAUCAGAUCUACGUAAAGUGUGACAAGUUCCGCAAUACAGUCGUACCUUGGAUCCCGAAUGCCUUGGUGCUUGGAUGUUUUGGCUCCUGAGCGCCGCAAACCUGGAAGUGAGUGUUUCGGUUUGCAAACAUUCUUUGGAAACCGAACGUCCAACGUAGCUUCCGCAGCUUCCAAUUGGCUGCAGGAAGCUCCUGCAGCCAAUCGGUAGCCGUGCUUUGGUUUAUGAACGUUUUGGAAAUCAAACAGACUUCUGGAACGGAUUCCGUUCGACUUCCAAGGUACGACUGUAGUCACAUGGCAGAAAGGAAAUGAACAUUCCCCACCCUCUCAAGAUUUCUGAAAAAGACACAAGUGAACAGCAGACUUAGGUAAAGGGACCCCUGACUGUUAAGUCUAGUCGUGGCCGACUCUGGGGUUGCGGCGCUCAUCUCGCUUUACUGGCCGAGGGAGCCGGCGUUUGUCCACAGCUUCCGGGUCAUGUGGCCAGCAUGAUUAAGCCGCUUCUGGCGAAUCAGAGCAGUGCACGGAAACAUCGUUUACCUUCCCGCUGGAGUGGUACCUAUUUAUCUACUUACACUUUAACGUGCUUUCGAACUGCUAGGUUGGCAGGAGCAGGGACCGAGCAACGGGAGCUCACCCCGUUGCGGGGAUUCGAACCGCCUACCUUCUGAUUGGCAAGUCCUAGGCUCUGUGGUUUAACCCACAGCGUCACCCGAGUCCCAGAACAGCAGACUUACUGGAGUUCAAAUUUAAAAAUACGAGUUCCCAUUAAAUCCUGUGUCUGAUAGAGAGGCCUGUGUGCACCCAUCCUUCACCCACCAAAUCUCAAACGGAUGCAGAGUUCUCACCCUGCUGCCCCAGUGUCAACUCAGACUUUCUCCCAGUUCACAAGCUGUGCUUUCAAACCUGCAGGUCUUAACGUCCAUCAAAGUCAAGGUGGCCUUUUGGGCAUCUACAAUGGAGAUGAGUUUGUCUUUGAGGAGAGCAGCUGGUACAUUUGGAAUUUUCUCAAGCUCCUCUGGCAUUACGGACUGAAUCCUGUGCGGAUGUACAUGUGGGUAGAGGAUGUGCUAGACAAAUUUAUGAGGUAAGUCUGCCUGUCUCAAUGCAGGCCCCCUGCCCACCCACCCUGGCAAGGCACCUAUAGCCACUGCACCUUUCUCUGACACCUGUGGGGCUCCAGCCCUUGCCAGUACUUUUGAAACACCUGGCAAAGGCUGCCUUAACCCCAAACUGGAAUGGUUUAUUCCAUGGGUAGGCAAACUAAGGCCCGGGGGCCGGAUCUGGCCCAAUCGCCUUCUAAAUCCGGCCCGCGGAUGGUCCGGGAAUCAGCAUGUUUUUACAUGAGGAGAAUGUGUGCUUUUAUUUAAAAUGCGUCUCUGGGUUAUUUGCGGGGCAUAGGAAUUUGUUCGCUUUUUUUCUUUCAAAAUAUAGUCCAGCCCCCCACAAGGUCUGAGGGACAAUGGACCGGCCCCCUGCUGUAAAAGUUUGCUGACCCCUGCUUUAUUCAUUCUGGCUAGGAAGUUAGAUGUUGCCCACCUUUUACUAAAUAAUAAUAAUAAUUAAGAGUACCAAUAGGGUAGGCAACCUAAGGCCCGGGGGCCGGAUGCGGCCCAAUCGCCUUCUAAAUCCAGCCCGCGGAUGGUCUGGGAAUCAGCGUGAUUUUACAUGAGUAGAAUGUGUCCUUUUAUUUAAAAUGCAUCUCUGGGUUAUUUGUGGGGCAUAGGAAUUUGUUCAUUUCCCCCCAAAAAAUAUAGUCCAGCCCCCCCCCAAGGUCUGAGGGUCGGUGGACCGGCCCACAGCUGAAAAAGGUUGUUGACCUCUGCCAUAUUCUCAGCGACCCUGUUAGCUAGCCAAGCUAGGAAUGUUAUCUCAUAGGUUUAUCCUGUGAUCAAGAGGAUUUAUUGAUUACACAAAUGUAAAGGAUAUUGCCUGCCCUCUGCCCCCAAUGCACUCUAGACUAUGGACUUGUCAAGCUGGUUUCCCCAGCCACUCUCUGAUACCUGUUUCUGACAGCCAUUUCAAAGCUUCAGGAGCAAGCAGAAGAACAAGUCUGCAAAAUGACUAUAACCACCUGAGAUGCACAGUGAAGUCUGUCUUUACCUGAGGCCCCAAAUGGAAGAAGCCUACAAAGAAGAAAUUAUAUAUAUAAGAAAUCAAUUGCUUUACUCCAGGCCUGUUAAAAUAUGCUCUCCCUUAAGCCUUGAUUCACUGCCAGUAUUUUCUGUCUCAUUAAGCCAGUGUGCAUCAGCAUUAUUAGGACCCCUUUUUUAUUUGCUAUUUACAAUCAGGUACAAGGUGGGAGAAAGAAAAAAACCUGUCCUAUGAACACUGCACACAGAUUCCUAAAUAAAUACCUGGAAACACUAGCAAAGCAAUCUGGGGUGCAGGCUUCUUAGCUGUCAGUCCUGUGCAUUGGAAUAAGUUGCAAUUAAAUUAGGGUCAGUAUUCUUACGUGGUUGUGCAUACUGGUGGCACUCAGCAAAGCAAUAAUGAACGUCAAUUUAUUUUCUGUUUGAAAACAACACAAAGCUUCUGAAAGGGCACCACCCAAUAUAAGUAAAGUCUUAUCAAAAACAAUACCAGUCACUAACUUUGUCUUCCUCCUGCACAGUCUUUGCUUUCGCAUAUUUUAAUUAUUUUUCCCCUUUUGCACAAAGGAUCUAUCGGUAUCAGGUUUACGACUAUGCCUUCAGUAGCAACGAGGGUUUACUUCAUGCCCUCGGAGGGGCUGACUUCGUUCAGAUGCUAAAUGUUACCAUUGAUGAGGCCAUGCAGAAGACCAGCUUCUCUCAGAAGUUCAUCAAUGAGAUGGUGACUCCAGUUAUGAGAGUCAACUAUGGCCAAGGUGCCAACAUCAAUAGCUUUGUGGGUAAGUGGCAGUGCUUCUUUGCAGAUUUGUAUCUUGCCAUAUCUUGAAGGUUCAAGGAAUUGAAAAUAAAAGCUGCUGAUUUUCAUAAUGCUGUUAUACAAAUCCAUAUGGUGUGCAAGUAGAUAAACAGGUACUGCUCUGGCUGGAAGGUAAACGGAGUUUCCGUGCACUGCUCUGGUUCACCAGAAGUGGCUUAGUCCUGCUGGCCACAUGACCCGGAAGCUGUACGCCGGCUCCCUCGGCCAAUAAAGCAAGAAGGCUGCUGUGAGUUACACUCUCUGAUUGGGCCUGCUACAUUGUGUAGUCCCCAAGGACAUCUAUACAGGGCCUGGGUGCCCGUGAGAUGGGCUGAGGCAGCCGCCUUGGGUGGCAGAAUCCCUUGGGCAGCAAAACCCCUGAAGGUAUCCUGCCCGCCCCUGCCAGGGAAGCAAGGAGCAGCAGCAGCGGCUUGUGACGAGACUUCACUGGAAGCCCCUGUGCAACCUCAGCAAGCGAGGCUUUGGCGGUGGUGGCACCUUACCAUGUUGCCUCAGGUGGCAAAACAGGACGGGUUGCCCCUGCUCCUUAUUUUGUUUUUUGUCUGUCUUAAAUUAUGGUUUAUUGUAGAUUACCUAUUUGUGUGUGUAUGUACUAUAUACAUUGUGUAAAGUUUUAUUCACACUUUUGUACACCCUCCCCCCCAGGAAUCUUCUGGUGAUAAAGAAAUAAUAAAAAGAAAUAUUCUAAUAUUAGAUAUACAAUCUUCAAAUGCUUUUUUCUUCACUGUUAGUUGUAGAGUUCUGCAGCUUUGUGUGAAAUUUUAUUAUUGCCUCCCUGGUAGGUGCCGUAUCUUUGGCAGGCGCCGAUUCUGGACUUUGGUCAGUAGAAGGUGGCAACAAACUGGUAUGCACUGGCCUUCUUUAUGCUUCUAAAGCACAACUGAUUUCUGGCACUGUUAUUGCUCUGGAAGAGAAAACGCUGAAAAGGGGACGCUUAGGUGAGCUUGCUACAACAUUCUUACACUUGGGAUGCAGUAGAAAAAAAUUAGAAUCUGCUGGUUGAGAUAUAUUGGUUUGGAUAGGGGAAGUCAGAACUGGCUGGGUAGAUGAAAGGAAGGGGCAUAGAUGUAGAUAAUAGAAGCCAGAAAGACUACUUGUAUUUGAAACUACAACUUUUUUCCUCUUCAAAGCCACCUGAAAUCUGCUGGAAAACUGACCUAGUGCUACAUCAGGCGGAUUACUCUUGAUUAUGUUUUAAAUAAAGAAAGUGUUGCUUUUUAAAAAGUACUUUGUCUGUCUCCCAGGAGAUACUGCGAAGCUGUAUGAAGUCACCUACAAUUCUACGUCAGGAUUGAUGUCAGAGCUGUACGACAUCAUUCUGAUUGCCACCCCGUUGCAGCGUAAAAUUGCCAACAUAACUUUCCGCAACUUCAAGCCACCCAUUCCCGAGUUCUCCCAGCCCUACCAUCAGACUGUGGCAACGUUUGUCCAUGGGCGCAUUAACACUUCCUAUUUUGGCUACCAGGAUCCUUCAAAGUUCUCUUUAACUGCCAUUUUCACAAUGGAGCACCCAAAGUUGUUUAUCAAUUGUAUUGGCAUUGUCUCUCCAGUUGAAGAUAAAACUAAGCCGCUUCUGAGCCCUGCUGUUUGGAAAGUGUUCUCACCCAAGCCUCUCACAAAGGAGCAACUGAAUUUGCUUUUCUCGUCUUACGAUUCUGUUGAAGUGAAGACGUGGCUUGCCUACCCACACUACAGCCCCCCAGAGAAAUGCCCCCCUAUCAUUCUCCAUGACAGAAUGUACUACCUCAACGGCAUCGAAUGGGCUGCAAGUGCCAUGGAAAUGAGUGCAAUCGCAGCCAAGAAUGCUGCUCUUUUAGCCUACCAUCGCUGGUAUGAUAAGGCAGACAUGAUUGAUCAAGAAGAUUUGCACGAGAGACUCAAAACAGAACUCUGAGGUAGAAUACACACGGCGGGGGAGGAAAUCUAGGUUGGUAUACUGUAUUUGGUGGGGUGGGGGAAGAGGAGAAGAGAGUGGAUCUGAGGAUUUAGCAAGCUGUAUCAGACCACGUGGUGCAUCAUCUACUGAAAGCUCUUUUACUAUAUUUACAGGAAAAGAUAGCAACGAGGCACAGUGGAGUGAAAGAAUAGCUGUCUUUGAGACAUGCAGCUUAAUUAAGGAUUUUACUUUGUUAGCAACAUGCAAGAGCCAUCAGGUGCUGGGCUGGGGUGGAUUAGCAACUGACAGCAAGUAGCUGAAAGAAAAGGAGGGGUGACAUUAAAUGAAAUUGUUACGAUUUUCCCAUCAGUAUACUGAUGCCCACGAAUUGUGUAUUGUCAUACUGUCCAAUUAUGUAUCUCCCUUUCAGAAGUCCCAAUCUUAUACACUGUGAUAAUGGAUAACUCAAGCCAUAUUAUUGCUAGACAAAGUAAGGUUUCUGAUGUUUAGCUGCGUCUGAUAUAAAAUACAAAUGUAGCCCAAGAGAGGGGACUGUGUGUAUUUAGUUGCUUACUAAGGGAGGCUACUUACAGUUGAUCCAGUUGACAGCCUUUUGCCAUGAGGUGCAAGACUGCUUUAAGCACAAUCUAAAUCCACUAAAAGUACGUAGUAGGAAAUUGAUUAUCUUAAAUGCACCUACGGCAUAGAUGCAGUUUAUCUGAUUCUAUGUAUUUCAGACUGCUUAUGCUGCCCACUAGUUGCACAUCAGGCACAAUAAUGUCGCAACAUGCCUGGUAAAAGAGCAUAAAGCUAGCACUGAAUACCAUUCUAUAAAAUUAUGUGCACUGACCUUUUGCUAGUAUUCAGAAAUUCUGAAUGAAAUCUGGCAAUUUCUUUUAGUCCCUCAGCAAAAGGAAGUAUGUAAUGGGUUCAUCUUCGUUAUCCCAAUGUGCUCUAGCACAGUCUCUUCAAAAGGGUAAGGUGCCUUAAUUGAUGAGCCUUACUGCCAAAAGUUUAGUUUACUGCUACAUGCUAGAACAAUUCGUUCUGUUUCUCAGAUGAAAGAAUUACAUGGAAGAAAACAGAAGAAGCCCUCAGUUUUAUCCUGUUAAUGCACUGAGAAGUCAACCAUGUAGACUUCAAACCACCCUGAAUUUACUUUCAAAAAAGUAGAGCAAGUUGAUCCAAUUUUAACAAUUUAUUUUAAAAAAAAAUCACAGAGUGUGAAAAAAAGAGUGUGUCAUGCCUGUAAAAUCUACAAUACAAAAACAAAUGUCCACAUUGUAGCUUGUUCCACUGGUUUGUUUAUACUCGUUCCAACGCUUCUAGCAUAAUGAUGCUGUUUCCACGUAUUACCUAGAAAUAAAAACACUGAAAGUUAAACACCAACCAAAUACUGCCAAGUGGCUUAAGGAAGAAGAUUAUAGACUCACAAAAGGGACCUGUUUCCCACAUCACGAAAGACAGCUGCAGAAAGUCACCACACUUCAGUGCUUAAGCUUUGUUAUUAUUAUUCCUACAUUAUUUGCUCAAAGCCUUUUAAAGGGCAAUAACAAAUAAUAAUCAUACUCCGGAGUUAACCCACUGACAACUCAAUUCAUUAUAAUUAGUCUAUUUAUGAUUAUGACUAACAGUGAACAUCACCCAAAGCACCUUAAUCUUCUAACUUAAAAUACCAAAAAUAAAAGGCAAGUCAUCACCUUGUACUGAAAGGACAAACUCUGUGCCAGAUGAGCUUCCUUAGGGAGAAAGUUCUGAAACUGCAGCGCAACCACCAAAGUUUAUCUCAUGUGUUCCUACCCAAUUAACUAAUGAGAAGAGAGAAAGCCGAAAAGGGCACAUCUAAGAUUUGAGAAGUUCAUGUGGAAAGAGGCAGUUCUGAAGGAGUCUAGACACAAAUCAUACACCUUGGCCAAUGUCAAGGUACCAGCUGUCCCAGGAACAUGGGACAAGAAAACAAGGGGUUAUGGAGAAGUCAGAGAAGAGCCUUCUGCAAGAGUUAAGAAAGAUCCACAGCUACACUUAAGAAUGUAAGAAGAGCCUGCUGGAUCAGGCCAAUAGGCGUCUGGUCCAGCAUCCUGUUCUCACUUGAGCACACGAGCCCACUCUUCUGUGGUUUCCAGUAACUUGUUUUCAGGAUUACUGCCUCUAAUAUUAUUUUAGGUUGGUCUCUUUAUUUUCCUCAUAACUCUUAAGUACACACACUCACUGCUCUGGGUGACCUCAUUUUAAGAAAAGGAUGUUGCUGAAGAUCCAAAAGUGCUGUAAAAUCCUUGAGGCUAAAAAGAUAUUUUCAUGAAGAAAUGCAGUUUGAAUAGUCACCCAGAGGAAGCCUUUCAAACAGAUCCUAAAAUUCUUACUUUGAUGAGUUCCAAAGCCACUGUACCACUUUUUGCCAAGUAUGAGUAGAGCUCUGGUAUACUCUAUUGUGAACAAGUCAUUUACAAAAGAAUAUGGAUAUUGCCUGCCUUCAGUGCAAACAUGCCUUUGGAGCAGUAUCCUGGUGUUCUUCAGAAGUGUUCUGUGAAAGUGGGUGGGAUGUGGGACUUAGGAGGUUUAUUUUGUCUACCUCUUUAGUUUAAUUCUUGUUCUUUUUAUCAUAGUAGCUUUUGUAAGCUUUGAAAAUUAAUAAAACAAAAUAAAAAAGUACUGCAAGAUUUUGGAUUACAGUUUGGUAUAGGACCAGGCAAAAGUGCAAAACCAUAUAGAUGAACUCCUGCAUAUUAAAAAAAAACUAACUCAAAGAUAUUUUUCUAGAAAAUGCUUUUGAUAAAUUCUCAAGUACAAUGGAUGACAUUAGCUUAGCUGCCUUUCUCGAUUUCUUUUUUUUAAUAAGAUAUUUAUUAAGAUUUUCAAAAUAUUAC